CGAGUGUAUGCGCUGUCCGUGGCAAUGACCACCAUCACGACCACCAUUACGUGAUUCACGCUCGACGAUUGGCGCAGAAUACGCAACACGACGAGGCCAACAGUAUAGCCGACAAAGAUGCGAGCACCCUCGAUGCUAGCGAGCUGCCUGGCAACCAGCAUCCUUGCCGUUGCGUUGUUGCCGACUGCGCUAGGCAAAGCGGUAGACUUGACGUCGACGAAGGAUUUCGACGCCUUUGUAGCGCUCAAGCAGCCGGCCUUGUUGGAAUUCUUUGCUCCCUGGUGUGGGCACUGCAAGAAGCUAGCGCCUACCUACGACGAGCUAGCAGCCGCUUUCGGAAACGAUGGCAAAGCGUCUGCUACGACCAAGGUGACGAUUGCCAAGAUUGAUGCCGACAAGAAUAGGGAUUUGGGAAAUAGGUUCGCAAUCAAAGGUUUCCCUACGCUCAAAUGGUUCGAUGGACAGGACAUCGACAAGCUGGAAGAUUAUGGAGGCGCAAGGGAUCUCGAUACGCUGGCCAAGUUCGUUGAGGAAAAGACGGGAAAGAAGAGCAACAUCAAAUUGCCACCCCCGCCCGUCGCUGUUCAACUCGGCAGGGACAAUUUCGACAAGAUCGUCCUCGAUGACUCUAAGCACGUGCUCGUCGAGUUCUACGCUCCCUGGUGCGGACACUGUCAAAAGCUGGCGCCCAUCUACGAGCAGGUGGCAAAGGACUUUGAGAAUGAAGAGGAUGUCGUCGUAGCGCAGAUGAACGCCAACGAUCCUGCCAACAAUGAUAUUGCGGUCAAGCAUGGUGUGUCCAGCUAUCCAACCAUCGUCUUCUUCUCAAAGGACAACAAGGAAGGCGUGCUGUACCAAGGCGGUCGCGAUGAAGACUCCUUUGUCAAAUUCCUCAACGAUAAGGCCUCCACCUUCCGUACCGCCGGUGGCAAGCUGUCCGAAUUGGCAGGCAGACUGCCCAUUCUGGACAGCAUAGCUACCAGAUUCUUCAACGCCCCACUGGGAGAAAAGAGGCGCGACAUCGUCUUUGAAGCUUUGAACAUGUUGGAAGAUUUGAAAAAGAGACCCAACACGACCAAGGCCAAGGAAGCUGCUGCGGACUACUACAUGAAGGUGAUGGACAAGGUGACGCUGAACCCGUCCUACGUGGAGAAAGAGACCAAACGACUCUCUACGCUACUCUCCAAGCACACGUCCGGUGCCGCAGCUCUGGCAUCUAGCAAAGUAGACGAGAUUACGCGCAAGGUCAAUGUGCUAGGAGCUUUCAGAACCAUUCCGGAAGAGAAUCUAAAGAGGCUCGAAGAGGUUGCGAAGCAGGCCAAGGAGAAGAUGCAGCAGGCUGCCAAGGAGGCUGGCAUCAGAGAACCUAGCACGGCUGAAAAGGUCCAAAAGAGUGCAAAGGAGGCUGCGCAGCAGGUAAAGGAGAAGGUGGCAGGUCACGCUCACGAAGAGCUCUGAGCGAUUGCUGCACUCUGAGCCGAACAUCUGAUUGCUGCGCAACGAGAACACUAUGUAUACCGUGCCAGCCGAAAAGUGGACGCAUGAUUGACCUAAUCGCUCGAGUUGAGAUGAUCAUCUCGUGAUGAAGAGGUGUGAUGAAUUGGUGGAAUGUGCCAUCCGAGCUAGUGUUCCCUGAGCGUGUCGCCAGCAUGGGAAGGCUGCAACGCGCGCGAAACUCCGGCGACUAGCAACAGCAGCAGCAGCAGCGCUCACCUGAUGCAGAUCACGCAUCGAGUCCCGUCGUCGCUCACGCAACGCGCUUGCAGCUCCCUACCAAAAUCUCAGAUGCC
Messenger RNA from Ceraceosorus guamensis, 1790 nucleotides. RefSeq names its product disulfide isomerase. Gene Ontology annotation, cellular component: endoplasmic reticulum. The record is from RefSeq and is a predicted model, not a curated record. The transcript has 4 exons. Gene Ontology annotation, biological process: protein folding. Gene Ontology annotation, molecular function: protein disulfide isomerase activity. NCBI's taxonomy places the organism in Eukaryota, Fungi, Basidiomycota, Exobasidiomycetes, Ceraceosorales, Ceraceosoraceae. The coding region runs from base 118 to 1458 and encodes 446 amino acids.